Molecule: messenger RNA, 1647 nt
Organism: Oryza sativa Japonica Group (Japanese rice)
Lineage: Eukaryota; Viridiplantae; Streptophyta; Magnoliopsida; Poales; Poaceae
Source: RefSeq, a predicted model, not a curated record
GGGCCAUACGAGAAGGAAAAAAAAAAUCCGCGACCCAUCGGAGCAAAAACCACACCGGCACCGGCACCGCGCGAACGGCCGCGGCUCGCGCCACGCCGACGCUCUCCCGCCACAACCGCGGGAUUCCCCCCCCCCCCCCCCCCCACCGAACUUACCUAAGCGUCGCCUCUCGUCUUUUUUCCCGUGCAACGUUGCAAGUGAAAUCAUCAAUCGUGCGUGCGCUGCGCCCGACCAUGGAGCUCGCGGUCAGAGCAGCCGCCGCGGCCUCCUGCUCCUCCGGCGCCUCGCUCCAGCUCCCGCGGGCCCGAGCCCCGCUCCGCCUCCUUGGCCACCGCCGCCUCCCCGCUCGCCGGGUGGCUGUCGAGGCCGCCGCGAUCGCCGUCGAGCCGGAAAACAAAGUACCGCAGAGUAACAAUUCAGAAGCCGAGGUGUUUGCAUGCCCUGUUUGCUAUGAGCCAUUGAUAAGGAAAGGCCCAUCGGGCAUAAACUUGCCAUCAAUUUAUAGGUCUGGGUUCAAAUGUUCAAAGUGCAACAAGUCAUUCACCAGCAAAGAUAUCUUCUUGGAUCUCACUGUCACUUCUGGAACAAAAGAAUAUAGUGAAUUGAAGCCAGCUAGAACUGAGCUGUUCAGGAGCCCACUCGUCUCAUUUCUUUAUGAAAGAGGGUGGCGUCAAAAUUUCAAUCGAAGUGGAUUCCCUGGACUUGACGAAGAGUUUCAAAUGGCUCAAGAUUAUUUCCAAUCAGUUGCUGGUGGUGUACUUCUUGAUGUAAGCUGUGGCAGUGGCUUGUUCACAAGAAAAUUUGCAAAAUCUGGAUCGUACUCAGCUGUGAUUGCUUUGGACUUCUCCGAGAAUAUGCUUUGCCAGUGUUAUGAAUUUAUUCAGCAAGAUGAUACUCUUGUAAACACAAAUCUUGCUCUUGUAAGGGCAGAUAUUUCGAGACUCCCUUUUGCUUCAUCUUCAAUUGAUGCCAUUCAUGCUGGAGCUGCUAUCCACUGCUGGCCCUCCCCUUCGAAUGCGGUGGCUGAAAUAAGUCGAGUCCUGAGGCCUGGUGGUGUCUUUGUAGCAACAACCUUCUUAUCUUCUCCCAGGAACAAUCCCUUCUCUGUUGAAGCGUUGCGGCCACUGAGACAGAUUGUUGGACCAGUUAACACCAGCUACAAUUACUUCACCGAAGGAGAGCUCGAAGACUUGUGCAAAUCCUGCGGUCUUGUUAAUUACAGCAGCAAGGUCCAGAGGUCGUUCAUCAUGUUUUCUGGGCAGAAGCCGUAGCCUAAAAUUACAUCAAAACCUUUGUAGCCAAAGUAUAGCUGUCAAUUCUACAAAAGUCUUUGUAAAAUGCCAUUCACCGAUACCUGCAUAGAUUAGACCCAGCAGAAGUUUUUGCUUGGAAUUCCUCUCCCUGUUAUGAAGAUAUAGUUGUCACAUGUAUACUGUGCUUCAGUACAGUGAUGUACCACAGCCAGGGUGUAUUUCACACCUGGAAGAAAAAAAAAACGUUCUAGUACUAUUUUCCCAACUUGUAUAGGGCCUCUUUUGGAAUGGAGGAUUUUUUCAGGAAUUGAACUAUAAUUCCUGUGGAAUUCCUAUAAGAUUCCUACGUUCGAAAGGGCCUUAAAUGAUUUAUUUAGGCCCAUAAACUUUCAAU